Messenger RNA from Varroa destructor (honeybee mite), 9585 nucleotides. RefSeq lists its product as uncharacterized. Gene Ontology annotation, molecular function: nucleic acid binding; zinc ion binding. The record is from RefSeq and is a predicted model, not a curated record. NCBI's taxonomy places the organism in Eukaryota, Metazoa, Arthropoda, Arachnida, Mesostigmata, Varroidae.
CCACCUACCUGUAUGGUUUGUCUGUGUCCGCAGUGGCCUCUUUCGUCCUGAAAAAGCACUAAAAAUAAUCCCUUUUUGCUUUUCAUUUUGUCAAAAUUGCAUCCUUGUUCUAUUGAGCGCGCGAUACUACAAUGAGAGUUGGAGACAAAGGGAUCAGUUCUUUCAAAAAUCGUUCGUAACCCAGAGUAGUGGAGAUAUAAUAAGGUAGCCGUGGUUCUCGUCUAGGCGGUCUUCUUUAAACCCACCGUAGUCGCGACCGGUUAGCCUGCAGCAGCGACUUACGGUUGCAGCGGAUUCUUUUGCAUGACGAGAGUAUACGGAAACCGUGAAUACAUCCCUCUGUGCGUUUCAGUCAAUUUGUGCAAUGACCAGGCUUCGUGUGUCCAUCGAUACGCGUUCACCAGGAUCUGAAUAUCCCUGAGUGAACCAAUGCCGUUUGUUUGAUUUGUGUCGAGUGAGUGCAAAGUGUAUACAGUGCCCAUUGUGGGGUACAGCUGUGUAUGUGUAUGCGUAGCUCUCCGUAUGCAACCAGUAUUGAUACCAUCCAUAGAAAUAAUAAUAGCACCAACAGCAAAAGAAGAAACUUCGUCACUCUGUCCUUCAAUAAUCUAUAUCAAUACAAAAAAUCAAUUAAUAUAAUAAGCUUCGCAGUGUCUCGAAAACCCGACGGAUACUGUAUGAGUAUGGAUCAAAACAAGUACGGGUAAUUAUCAAAUAACUUCGACUACUCGUUUCAAGUGGAUAUCUUUCCUGUCUAUAGUAUACAGUUGAGUUCAGCUCAGUGUAGUGCGGUUAUCUAUAACGGAGAACAAGAGAGACUCUGCGUCACAUUGGGGAAAAGCAGCGGCAAAAGCACAUCAUCUCUUGGCGCGCUACGACUGCUCAUGGAGAAGCAAUAGUCAGUCGUCACCCGGCGUUCUAUGUCUGCACCAGGGUUUCCAUUGGCAGUGUCAGCUGCUGCGUCGGUAAUGUGGCGGCCAACUGCCCCUCUAGCCGGAGCGCUUGCGUUUGCCCCUGCAGGCUUUGCAUCGCUACUAGCAGCCCCCGCUCCAGCCUGCUCUUCACUUCUUGCCACCCAAGCGCCGCAAGCGCCAACACAAUCGGCCCAACUCUUCCGUAGGACGACGCUUCCGUCGCAAAAUAGCUACCGGUUCCGAGCCGAAAGAUGGACGCCCUACUCAACAUCAUCGCCAAAAGGCACAAAGCCGGCGACGCCAUCACCGGGAGCAACUUCUUCAACGCCUCCACAAGAACCAGUUGAGGCGCCGGCAGUUGAGGAUGAUGCUCUGAUGGAGCCGGCACCACCAGUGCCAGACUGCCAGCCUGCUGCGAUACCAAUUUCCGAUUCUAACGUAAGUUGUCAACCGCAAGGAACUUCACCAACAACUAAUGAAGCGCAAUCGCCCAUCCAGCCUUCUAAUCACACCUCAAACGACUCUUCAACGAGUCCUCAGCCUAUGGGGGCUGCGCUCAACCCUGAAAAGCCCCCCACGCCGCCUAGUGAUGGUCUCAGUCUAAGUACAUCAGCUACCUCAAACGCCAGCAGCAACUGUAGCUUAACGUCAGGUGUGUCUACAUUCAACGACCCGUGCGCCCAAAUACCUUCUUUGAGCGACCUGAUGCAACCUCUUUACUGCAAGGUAUGUGACGCCAAGCUCAAUGGUCGUCUCCAAGCCUCAGCACAUUACGACGGUAAAAGUCAUCAUCGACGCCUCAGGCAAUACCUAGAGAAAGCCGGGAGAACAAGUGAUCUGCACAAGCUCAAGGAACUCCACCAACAAAAAAAGUUGGAAAAAAAGAGCGCUGGGGGUGACAAGCUCGAAGAGAGUUUCUGCAAGCUAUGUGAUGUAGCGUUCACCUCAGAUGUGCAAGCAAAGCAGCACUACGCCGGACGAAAUCAUCAGAGAAGACUCAGGGGAGAGCCCCCAUUACCGAAAGGCUUCUACAACCCGGUCACCGGUAAAUGGCAAAGACAACCUCCGACAGGACUACCUUUAAAAAUUGCGACAAGUGCGGGAGCUGCGACCACCGGGGUAGCAGCCGCCGCUACUGCUGCUCUUGUGACAGGACCGCACGGCGCGCACGCCUCAGCGUUAACCCCCGGUCAUCAUCCCACGGUAACAUCGGCAAAUCUUCUUGGAGCUGCGCAAUCUCAAGCGGCAGCACUUACCGCUGCCCUCUUUUCGUCCCAGACAGCUUUACAGUCACUCCCAUUUUAUUGCGAAGCUUGUAACGUCGCCUUUCCAAAUCAACAGCAAAUGACAGCACACCUAACAAGUCCAGUACAUAAAUCGCGCAUGAACGACGCAGCCUUGCUGGCACCUCUACUGGCGGCCGCCGCUGCCGCCGCUGCAGCGGCACGAAGUGGCCCCGGAGCGGACGCCGGCGGUGGACUGAUUCUUCCGUUGGGAGCUCCACCUCCUCUUUUACAGUUUGGGCAUCCACUCACUGCACAUCAGCAUCCGCACUUCCAUCAUCUGCAUGCAACGACAUCGAUGACGGCAGCUGCCGCCCCGUGUGGCGCCCUGCCAGACCUAUAGAGGCUGACAGUAAUCAUACGAGCCAGCGUAAGAUGACAACCGACACUAUGUUAAAAUUACAAUAUAUACGUGUAUAUAUAUAUACAUCUACAAUAACCGGCAAAGUAAUGCAUAGAAAAUCGGAUAGAACAACGAUCACCGUUCGGUACCAGCGAAAUAGCCCGCGUCACAGUCUGUUAUAUUAAGGUAAAAUAUGCUUUCUUUCGUAGUCUAUUAACGAUUCCCGCUUGUAUUGAUGCGUACGAGCAGGUGGCUGUAAUCGACGAGAACUUCUGGAUUCAAGCUCUGAGUGAGAUAAUCAAUUGAUACAAACGAUCCAAGAUUACAACUGGUGAAAUCUUUUUUUAGCUUGAACUUGAAGAUUAAGUUUAAAAUGUUAGUCGUUGUUAGCCGAAUCAUCAGUGUUCACUAACUAUACCCAUACAGGGUUCCGACCGACAUCGAAAAACGUGCAUGCAGAAAAAAUGUCACGUGUGUGCUUCUAUAUCCGGACUAUGUACUAUACGUAAUUUUAAUGGUCUGCUGCUUUUUCAGACGUAACCAGUCGUCACCAUCCGAAUAUACGUCGUCAAUUCAGCGAAUUCUACAGAAAAACUGGCGUGUUACCUGAGGAGAUCUGUCGUAAAUCACCCUUCGAGCGCGGAUACAACAAAUGGCUAAACAGAUCAAUUUGAUAUGAACCUCGCACGAGUGUUUAGCAGAGGUGCUGCUAGUGAUUAAAUUGGGCAACAAAAUCUUCAGUAGUCGUUACAUUGUCCGCUUGUUAACGGAACUGAUGGAAUAGAUCUCACGACCUUUGAAACAAAACAUGCUAGGAAAAAAUCAGGCCGUUGAUCGCGCGAUUUUAACUGCAACACUUGUUUAACUUUUGCUGGAAAAUAGACAGAACAGGUGCGGUGUUUUUAUCGAGGCAGACCUUCGACAUUUACUGUUAGGGAUCUGAAUGAUCAAGACGAUUUGAACAAUUGAGCUCGAACAUUCGAAUUGGCCUCAUCGUUGUAAUUUACGUUUUCUUUUUCUACAUUGCUGCAUCCUGCUUUGUUCGGUGCUGAACGCCAGCGUCACAGCGGCUACAGAUAGAUCGUAGCGUUGUUAUUAUCCAAUGCUCUUCACAUCGAUGCUCGCUCUUAUCACAUACUAAUUCCGGUGAGCGCCAUUGCUGAAUAAUCGAUCAGUGAUCAAUCGAUGUGCGACCCUGCACAAGUUUUAUAAGGUGUUUCUAGCCGACUGAUGUGUACUAUAGGCGGUGGAAAUGUUUUCCAUUACUUUUCAAUGCCAUAACAAUUGGUGAUUAGGGUUGUUUGUUUGUAAGGCGGUUAACAGGAUAACGAUUCGGUAGUUAACUCUAGGAUCUAGUUUCCUCGGUCAAAUAGACAUCGUUAGUAUUGGCCGUAAGUUGAAACAAUAGUAGCCACUAUAGGAUACUGAUUCCAUUCGAUCUACUUCGCGCCGCCAUUUUUCAAACGCCGCAAAGUGCACGAGCACAAUUCACAAUAUAUAUAUAUAUAUAUAUAAAUUUUUUCUUUUUUAUUCCUGGUAGAUUCAGGAUAUGGAUCUUAUAAGAUAGACUCGCUGUUACAAAUGGAUAUUUUUUUGACAGAAUAGUUUCAUGGGAUGAUUAGAAUGAUGGGUUGAUUGACGGCAGAUUUGCUUGGAGACAUAACUAAUAGCACCAUAUAUUUAAUGACUAUUCUCGUUUGAGAUACAACAGUCAACUGGGCAGCAGGCCUAUCCUCCUGAAGCUCUCAGAGCUAUUUCUUUGAUCCCGUUCAUUUAACAGCUCAAUGUACUGUGUUAAGCUUGAACCCUAACAGUUUUCAUGUUAAAUUUAAGAGGAUAUACAUAUAUAGGAAGAAAGCAUCCGUGAUAUCUUUUUGGUAACAUAGGGUAUGCAAUACUAAGAGAGAAGGCAGUCUCGGUACGGAAAUAUCACUAGUUUGUCUGAGGUUUGUGCAAUAAUAGUGAUAAAGAUAUACAACUUCAUUUUACCGGCACUUCUAUAUAUAUAUCAUUCCAUCUAAGUGGAUAUUGAACACUGGACAUUGGCCAAGUCUAGCGAUUCUGUAGUGGUCGGUUAUCUUCCCCUUCAUUUUGCUUCAUCGCCACAUCGUUAUUCUAUAUCCAUUCAAUAUAUACAAAUGCGGGACACAGUUAAACUAACCUGAUUACUACUAUACGAUCUAUCUGAAGGUGUUGCAUAGGGGGUAGUUAUUUGUUGAGUGCAUAUUUUUGUCUCUCUAUUUAUUAUUACUUAAGGGGUUGGUAUUUCAUCAUAGGUGGCCGUUGUGGCAGUUUGGCUGCCUCUCUCUAUCUAUGCAUGCUGUUCAUGCAUUACGCAGCUUUGUGGAUGCACGAGCCUACUUUACCGAACGACGUCAACAAGACAGACAUUGAAAGAAGCCGGUACAUAAAUCAGGGUCUGAAUGUCAUAUUAUGACUAUGUUCACUCUAACCGUUAAACGCGAUAAGCUGGCCUAUAUUUUAUGAAACGAAAGGUGUCGUCGCAGUGUUACAGCAAUAGCAGGGCAAAUUCUCAUUACGUCUUAAUACGGCGCUAAAAGCAAAAUUGUAGCCAUUAUAUCGGAUACAAAAGCUGAUAGGAGGGCUUUAUUUUACAUAGCGUGAGCAUAACUGAUAUUCUAAUGGAGUCCGCUGUGAUGACACGAUGAGCGUAACAUGAACAGAUAAAUCAGCUGAACUAACCAAGUACUUGUUACAUAUAACGCUCAAUUUAGCGUAGACAAUACCCCUUGCAGUUACAUGCUUACAGAGUAGACACAAGUUAAAGACACAGCUCACACUGUCCAUGGACAUAGUUAACAAGUUUUUUUUUUUUUUACAAUUUUUUAAACGGCCUUGAUUUUUUGUCGAGUCUAUGUACUUGCAGUUGAGCGAUUUUGGGCAAUUUUUGCUAUUAGGUUCGCUUGAACUGUGGUCAUAUUUCUGCACCCCACUUAAACGAACAAAACGGGUUAACGUCCAGGUAUGCUGUAUUACGUGUACGAAUCAAACCAGAAUUCAGGGAAAUACCUUCACUCAAAUACUGUAAUCGUUUAAAUUUCCCAAACAUUUCAAGAUAUGCUGAUGCCACUCAGUUAAAAUAUUAUCGCAUAUGUUUUAGGCCACAAUGAUCCCAUGCUCUAUGUGAUAGACGAUUUGACGCCCUCAAUCUCGUUUCACGAACGGUGAGUGAACCUUACAGGCGUACGCACCAGACGUAAGCCCAAUGCAUAGCCUAUACCUGCGGGUACGUAAUAGGCCUGCCUGGUUAUCUAGGACUAUGAGAAUACGAGUAGAAAAAAAAAAGCUGAACUUCCUGUAAAAUCCACCAGACAUCGGAGUGUUAAACAGAGUUUUGAAGACAGACAAAAUAAAGCAUCACAAUUCUGGGUGGUAAGCAUUCGUGACUGGUGAUACUAGCAAAGAAAACAACUGCAUCCCAAAAGGUUUUCUUACCAAAUUCGAACACUAUAUCUACGGGGCUAAUAUUCUACCUUCUUGAAAGCAGAAACACGCGUCACUAGCACAACCCGUUACUACCGACGGGUGCUAAGACUAAACAAGAUUACGUUAUAUAUUAAUGUGUGUCCUCUUCAUGAGUGCAAUGUUCCAUAGGUAUAAAACAUUUACUGAUGAAAAAGCUAUCUAUCGCCAUCGAAAGAGACUGUGCAGCGACAUAAUAUAUAUAUAUAUAUAUAUAUAUAUAUAUAUAUAUAUACAAAAAGUUAUUGGUCAACAACAGUUGAAUUAACAUACGUUGUACAUUACCUCUACGAUAUAAUGGUUGUCAAUGAUGUGAUUGGUAUAUCAACAAUAUUAUCAUGUGUAACUGUAGUGUAUAUAGCCUAUACGUUUAUAUAUUACGGUUAGACGGCUAGCAAAAAUGCAAAAUUAUGACAUAAGCUAUAGAGGUAGUAGAAACCCAGAUGUAGUAUAUUGAUACAUAAUAACAAUAAUAUCGAUAAUUAUAAACAUUAAUUUAAUAAUAAUAUUGUAUAAAAGUAGAGUGUACGGACUGUAGAAACAUCAAUAAUUCAAAGAUGGUAAUAUUGUACAGGUUCCCGAUUUGCAAUUGAUUCCGUCUCCAUCAGUCUUAUCCAUUGUCGUGAUAUUAUCACUACGUUUAUCGUAUCAUCAUCAUAUUAUGCUAUAUGUAAUUGCUAUAGUAGGUCGAUUUAUCAAGCGUUUGAAUCGCUGCUGGAGUGUUUAUCCUUUCAUCAACAGUAUAGCGAAUAGAUUUGUGAGACUUCUCGACCUGGACUCACUGAUUGGUAUUUCUACCGCCUCGAACGCUGUUAACGUUGUCGUCAGAUUCCGUGUUCUUCCAGGCUGUAUUAAAGGUGUCGGAAUUAAUGAUCCUGGAGAAACUAAUCGUUCGUUCAGCAAUUACAAGCCGUUUGCGGGCUUGGGUUUCUGUCAGUUUCUUGCAGAGGACACCAAUAUAGAGAUUUCUAACCCAAAUGUAGAAAGAAUGAAAGCAUGUACUUAGAUGGGGCCUGGCCGAUACGGUUGUCUGCCGCUUAAGUAGUUCAGGCCGGACCCCCAGUUGGAGAAUCAACUCUGUUCCGUAGUAUACAUAAUAAAUGAACAAGACUACUACAACCGAGUACUGAGUAGCAAAAUAUUAAAAGCGGUGUAGGGUCACUGUAAGGUAUUCGUCUGGAUAGUACAGGACACAUCGCCGUCGUCCCUAGAACCAUCGUUGUGCCAUGCACUUUUACUGUGAAGCCUCUGAGAAUAUGGAUACCUCUAGAAAUGAUGGUUUGAAAAUCGACAUUAAUAAUAACUGCCUAUACUUGUUUGCUUCAUAACAUGCAAGUUGCAGAGUUCCCACUUUGCCAGUGUUCUACAGCGCCGUUUCGAUGCCAUCAUCUCGGCCCUAUUAGUCGCAUCCUUGUAUCUAUGCUGAUUCGAAGCUGAUCUGCCAAGUCUGCGAAGUGAGCCACUUCAACACGGAAUUUAGAGAAGGAAGCAAACGGAUUCAGUUAAUAUCAUGGUGUUGGGAACUCGGGCAAGCCAGUUGUCUUAAACGUCUUCAAAACUCAAAAGCGUGUUUCUUUACAUGAAUUGCAGAUGCACAUUAAACACUUCGAGUGUAAUAAUUGGCGGUAUAAAUCCGCAGAAGUUAAAACCUCACGCUCAAAUGUGCUUAGAGCAACACAAAAGUAUCGUAAAGAGAAUAUGAAGUAACUAAAGAACGACUGAAAGAAAAUUCCAUAUUUAUCCUUUCCGUGAAAACCGCUCAGGAACUGUUGAAGGUUCACUUGUGUCAAGGUAAACAACUGUUGAUGGCCACAACGAUAGGUGGGCAUAGACAUAGCGAUAAAAAAGGUCAUGUAUCUGGACAUAGCAGCAGCUUUGGCGAGAGUCAGGUGUGUAAGUAAGAAAGCGACAAUGAAAUCUAAGUGAAUUUCAUGUAGAAUUUAAGCUUAGAAAUAAAAAAAAAAGAACAACACCAUAUUUGUUUGCUAGUUUCGAAGCAUAAAAAACUUUUACUCUCAACUUACCAACGCCAACUAAAUCAGUAUACGAGACAAUCUAAUUUGCAACGCGUUCAGCAGUGACUUAAGGUAGAAGGAUACAUCUCGAGAAGUCUUGCGGCCUGCUGGUUUUGAAGAAAGUUCCAUGGGCACUCACGAAGGAACCAAAUUCUGUUUUUCACAUGGCGUCUUCUCACGAACGAGUUAAGUGUUUUUCGGUGGCUCCACCAAGCCAGCUGUUUCUUAAAAAGGUAGGCUUUGGCUAGUAGAAGUCUUCUUGCUAUUGCCUCUGACCACUGUGUUAAACCACGGUAGUCUUCAACACCAAGAGUAACAAGUUUCCAUUUGUUUUAUGUUAGUGAUAAAAGCAUAAAACGAUGAAACUACGAUCACAAAUGGACUAAAUAUAUGAUGCCUUUAUAGCUCAAACGCUCAUCGGAGUGACUCAACCUUGGUAAAUAAUUAAUUCCACGAAUAAUCCAUAAAAUCUUUUUUUGUGGCAUACGCAACAAAUCAGUAACUGCGACUCCAAUGACUUAUAGCUGAUUAAGUUACUUUUUCAUUAUAGAGAAAGGAAAUACAGUACUAUACUUGGCAAGAAAAUCGAAAUUAAUACAGUGGACCUGAAAACAGCAACUAAAGACUAGAAAAAAUGUGUUGCCAUCAGCUUCUGAAUGCGUAAACGAAUACAGUUAUCUACGACAAGCGAACAUAUUCCGCUUCAUCGAGGCGUAUGCAGAUCAUAAUAUAGAUAUAAUAUGAAAAAGAAACAAGGCAGCGUCAACCUGCAGUUUUCUAGAAUGACGCUUCAUUUGUCUCUCCUGAUAUAAAUCCAGUGCUAUCGAAUCGAGUGUGUCAAGUUUGAGACGAUGCUGUCAUUUCUAUGGCCUCUGACCUAGCGUAUCGUUGUGCGUGGUUAUUGCCUCUUGCCAGUAGAAAUGGUCUACUAUAAUAUAAUCUUAGCGGUGACAGCAUUCACACCUUUUCCGAAUGAUCACAUACAAAAGCUGAACCGACGAAAGAAUACGUUACUACUGCAUAGAUGUUUUGCCAUGAUUUCAAAAGCCCAAUAAACUGUAACAUAAAGCAUGAGGCAAAAUACAUCCGCGAAAGAGGCACAAAGCAUACUUUAAAGUUACACUACCUCAGAGCACCUCACAUGAAGUAUUAAGUAGGUGUUCGGUACAGGUAGGAACAUGCGUACUAAAAGAAGCGAUUGUCGUCAUGACAUAACGCGUUGGUUAGCAGUAUCGUUCUAUGAGGAUUCUUUUAGGCUCAUAUUCAUCAAUUGAAGGCGACUGCUUUGCUAGUGUUGCUCGAGUCGCCAUAUUCAUUCCGUCCUGCGACCGUCAGUAGUGUUUAGUGAACAAGGAUGUAGAGUUCGACAGUAGAACAGGUUCAAUAGAGGCCAAUCCUUCAAGCCGGUACACACAGAACUAGAUGAUUGAAUAGUGUACCCAAGAAACUGAAGGCAACUUCGAGUACUAUAUAUAUAUAUAUAUAUAUAUAUAUAAACACUGUACCGUUCAGUCAAAUGUGUGGAGUAUCUUGCCAAAAAUCAAAAA